Corythoichthys intestinalis (scribbled pipefish) is the source of this 919-nucleotide messenger RNA. RefSeq names its product COMM domain containing 2 (gene commd2). The record is from RefSeq and is a predicted model, not a curated record. Bases 125 to 733 code for a protein of 202 amino acids. Lineage: Eukaryota; Metazoa; Chordata; Actinopteri; Syngnathiformes; Syngnathidae. The transcript is spliced from 6 exons.
GAGGGCGCAAAGAGGCAGCGAAGAAGAAGAAGGCGGGACAUCACACUUCCGGGUUGUCGAAGGAUUUUCGCGGAGCUGUCUUUUCAUUUUGGCAGCAUUAAAAGUCAUACUUGACGUCGUCAACAUGCUGCUGGUUUUGUCCGAAGAGCACAAAGAACACCUCCACUUUCUUAACAAAGUGGACGCGGCAGUGGUGGGAGAGUUUGGCCGUAUCGCGCUGGAGUUCCUGAGGAGAGGAAUCAGCCCCAAAGUCUACGAGGGAGCCGCCAGGAAGCUGUCCGUUCCCGUGGAAAUGGUUCAGCACGGCGUGGAGGGACUCAUGUACCUCAUGACCCAGAGCUCCAAACACAUGCUGUCAGAAGCGGACUUUGUGGACUCGGUCUUGUCCUUGGAGUUUGGGGAUGAGCUCAACCAGAACCUCCUGCAGCAGAUGUACCAGCAACACGGCAGCGAGAUCCGCAGCAUCUUGAGUCUGCUGCCUCGCAACUUGCCCGCUUACCACAACCUCCAGUGGAGGUUGGACGUGCAGUUGGCUAGCCGUUCCCUACGGCAACAGACGGUGCCCUCCUUCAGCAUUUUGCUGCAGCUGACGCACGGGCGAGGAAGUGAUUCCGACGCUAAGGUUCUCCGGGUGGACCCCAGCACCCUCCUGCACCUCCUCUCCAUUCUGGAGGGGGCGCUAGCUGCCUUGAAGAGCACGCAUGCGCGACGCGUCCUGAGAAACAUCAAAUAACAGACACGCUAAUUCUACCGGUGAGGAUAAGUGUGGACUAGUUGUCAUGGGCACAGAAAUGGGGCAAAUGCGAGUGGCGCGAGGUUGAUCUGCAACGUCGAUCGCCUUCAUCGGUUUUUGGUUUUGUUUCCUACUUGUAUGACUGAAACUGUACAUUUGUGAAUAAAGAUUUUUAUAAUAAAACCU